This is a messenger RNA of Penicillium brevicompactum, 669 nucleotides long. RefSeq lists its product as uncharacterized. NCBI's taxonomy places the organism in Eukaryota, Fungi, Ascomycota, Eurotiomycetes, Eurotiales, Aspergillaceae. The record is from RefSeq and is a predicted model, not a curated record. The transcript has a single exon. The coding region runs from base 1 to 669 and encodes 222 amino acids.
AUGGCGCCAAGACUCCCUCUCUCAAAGCUCGAAAUGAUCCAGGGCAUGAUAUCGAGCAAAUCAUUGACUGCCUCGCAAAUGGCUAAAGCUGCUGAAUAUAGUAAGCGUUCCAUCAUCAACAUCAGCAACAACCUCCGCCAGUUUGGAAAUGUCAGAGCACCCCCAACUCGAGUCGGUCGACGACGGACUUUAACACCUCUGAUGAUAGAAGCACUAUGGAAUCGCCUCUUCGAAAAGCCCGGGCUAUACGUAGACGGGAUGGCUAUCUUUUUAUGGGACGAGUUCCGCAUCCAGGUCACAAAUUCGAGUCUCAAACGGGCUCUUGCUUCGGUGGGCUGGUCGAAGAAAGUUGCUCGACAGAGAGCAAAGGAACAGAAUGCGGAUUUACAAGAUUUCUACAUCCAUAACCUGUCAGUCUUUCAGUCGUACCAUUUGGUCUACGUGGAUGAGUCUGGGUGUGAUAAGCGAAUCGGGUUCCGAAGGACUGGCUGGUCUCCGUUGGGCACGGCGCCGUCGCAGGCAGCCAACUUCCAUCGUGACCAGCGAUACCAGAUACUACCCGCAUAUUUUCAAGAUGGGAUUUUGCUCUCUCGUGUAUUCCAGGGCUCCACGGAUGCUGCAGUCUUCGAGGACUUCAUUGGUAAGCUUCUUCGGCAUUGUGGGAGAUAG